This is a messenger RNA of Ceraceosorus bombacis, 1635 nucleotides long. NCBI's taxonomy places the organism in Eukaryota, Fungi, Basidiomycota, Exobasidiomycetes, Ceraceosorales, Ceraceosoraceae. The record is from the annotation of a GenBank genome assembly.
AUGUCGCUAGAUAUCUCUUGGUCUUUGCUGGACUCUGCACUAGCCUCUCAAAUCCAAGAAAAGCUGAACCAAGCUCUUUUGCGCACCACUAGGCCCUCUUUCCUAGGUCCCAUCAAGAUAUCUCAAUUGGAUUUCGGCAGCGAUGCGAUGGAUAUCACUUUGGUGGACGUGGGCGAUGUCUGGAGAGAUUUCUCUGGCGAAGUACCGCUAGGCCCGGGCGGAUCACCUUUGCGAGAAUCGUUGGGCAUGAACUCGCAAGAGAAACAAAAGGAACAACAAAAUUUGGGUCAAGAUGAUUACAGAACCAGGGCGUCAUCUUUCGAUAACGCCAUGGAUCCGUUGCGUAUGCACGGCGAUCGGAAUGUGAAGGUGAAGCAUCACGCUCCUCGACCGGCCGGAUCUAAACCAGGUCAGGGUCUUGCCCGAUUUGCUGAGCGCAAUCUUCCGUUCGCGGGGGGCGCACAAGCAGCGUCUUACGCUCAAGCUCAAGCGAAUCCUCAUGCGGAUGCCCAAGGUGUCGGGGCGGAAUUCGAGAGAGGUCCGAGGAUGCAGACGUACAGACAGUACGGACGAGGUGCUCAACAUCAUCAUCCCAACGGCACGGGUACGAGCCAGUACGAUAGGGAUAGUAAUUGGGAAGGCGCUAGCCUGGUCGGCACGCCUGCUCCUUCAGGCUAUGGAGCUUGGCCAGGCGCAGGUCUAGGCUAUGCCAGAACACCCGCAAGCGUAGGUGCAGGUGCAGCUUAUGGCUAUUUUCCAAACUUUUCCCUUCUAGCUGGCCGUGCAGCGAGUGCCGGUGCUGCAGGUAUGGGUCGAGUAGAUGCUUCGAGCCGCUUGGAAGCACAAACAGCAGCGAGGGAAAGUCCAGAGGCUUCACCCUCUGUCUCACCCUCUGCUCCGCAUCCUAUCCCUAUCCGCACCCGCCAGGCGCGUCAACAAGAGCAAGAGCAAGGCCUCUCGCAGCCCGAAGCGGCUACAGCCGGUCAGCUACCGCCGCUUCAGCUGCACUUGGCCCUGGAUUGGAGCACGAGCACGUUCAGAUUGACGCUUCAGACCAGUCUGCUCAUCAAUCAUCCCAGUCCCGCAUUCAUGGAAUUGCCAUUGAGCAUCACGGUGACUAGUUUGGUACUGCAAGCUGGAGCGGUCGUCGCUUUCGAGCCUCUAAGCAGCGGCAAGACGGUGCACCUGUGUCUGGUAGAGCCAGAGUUGGAGCUGGAGGAUGAGGAGCUGGACGAAGCGGGAGAGAAACAGGGCGGAGCGAAUCCCGCUGCUGCUAGUGCCAGACCCAGUGCCGCUACAAGUUCAGGACCGACCCUUUCUCUAGGCGAGAAGCUCAUUCCGCACCUCACGCUGGAAAGUAGUGUGGGUCAAGCAGACAAGCACACGCUGGAAAAUGUCGGCAAGGUCGAAAAAUUCGUCCUGGAGCUGAUCAGGAAAGCGGUCGUCGAUGAGGUGAGAAGCAUGGAUGUUUCAAGCUUGCUGUCUCGUAGGCUUGUGCCCAGAAUCGUAGAGGGGACUUGCUGGCAUCCUGCAGCCCGUUUGCGCAGCGUGGGGCUCGAGACGCUGACUGCAAAUGUUUGCGCCUCUGACCCCCAGCUCGUCUUUCCAAGCGCAUACACCUUGGAACUUCCAUGA